Messenger RNA from Ostertagia ostertagi, 252 nucleotides. NCBI's taxonomy places the organism in Eukaryota, Metazoa, Nematoda, Chromadorea, Rhabditida, Trichostrongylidae. The record is from the annotation of a GenBank genome assembly.
AUGGUCCCGUGGUUCGAGGCAGAAGGUGCGAUAGAUUGUCCACCACUAAGAACGAAGCCCAUCAUAAAUGGUGGAAAUGGUCGCAUCAUUGGCAUCAUUGGCAUGCCGAAUGGUCGUCGUCCUCGCAUACCCAUUCUUCUUGGUCCUCUCAUGCCCAUUCCCAUUCCUCCUGGUCCACCGCCCAUGCCCAUUCCACCUGGUCCGCCUGGUCCGCCUGGUCCGCCUGGUCCGCCUGGUCCGCCUGGUCCGCCU